Molecule: messenger RNA, 351 nt
Organism: Paramuricea clavata
Lineage: Eukaryota; Metazoa; Cnidaria; Anthozoa; Malacalcyonacea; Plexauridae
Source: the annotation of a GenBank genome assembly
ACCACUGUCCACUCUACAAAAUAUCUGAGGAAUACGAGAGCGACUUCUCAUCCCUUGGUUUUCCUGACAAUCUUCCUCGCAACGGUAAAUGCGAGAUUUACUUCAGAUCCAAGGAGCGUGACAAAGUGAUCCAUUUAAGAUUUUCAGAAUUAUUUUUAUCUCCCAGUGAUUCUGUAGAAGUUUUUGAUGACCAAUUUGACAAUGGAGUCAUCGCAUCGUACUCGUGGGAGGAAAAGCCAUAUGUGUCGGUUACGUCGAAAGGUCAUUCCGCUCGAGUCGUCUUCAAUUUGAAAAACGCCGAGACAAAGUUCGGUCGACGAUUCAGGCUUGUGUAUAAAUCUUUAACUGCAG